CCUCCCCUUCAACUGUGUCCAAAAGGCAGCAGACACAUCUCUUGAGACCCUCAUGUCCUCCCCUUCAACUCUGUCCAAAAGGCAGCAGACGCAUCUCUUGAGACCCUCAUGUCCUCCCCUUCAGCUGUGUCCAAAAGCUCUGUCCAAAAGGCAGCAGACGCAUCUCUUGAGACCCCAUCUAUGUCAGCUCCAUUUUCAUCUAUGGCUCAGGGUAUAAAAGAUCACCCCCUCAGACAGGCACUGGUGUGUUUGUCUACCAGAUCAACCAUGAAGUUCUCUUGUGCUCUCCUGUUGCUUAGUGCCUGCCUGCCAGUCUUGCUGGCUGGUGUCCCCAGGUCCAAGCGUUCCCUGUGGGAUCUGAGGGAGUUGAUCGCGUGUGCUCUGCCCUCCAGUUGGCCUGUCUGGGACUUUACUGACUACGGCUGCUACUGCGGCAAGGGAGGAUCCGGCACCGCCGUCGACCAGCUGGACAGGUGCUGUGAGACUCAUGAUCAUUGCUACAGUGCCGCUAUGGCCCUGCCUGCCUGCAGUUCUGCAUUGGACUUGGACAACCCCUACACCCACGGAUACUACUACCAGUGUGAUGAGGCCACCAAGACCAUCAGCUGCCUGGCUAAGAAUGACGCAUGCCAGAUGUUCAUCUGUGAGUGUGAUAAGCACCUGGCUGAGUGCAUGAGCACUGCUCCUUACGUAAAGGCUCACGACCACUACGACCAGGCCCUGUGCCACCAGCACAGCUAAACGCCACACCUGCCAUGGCCUCAGGGUGUGUGUGUGUGUGUGUGUGUGUGUGUGUGUGUGUGUGUGCCACCAGCACAGCAGAGCACCAAGACACGCCCACCUCCAGAGCAAGACCACGCCCCUGGAUAAGCCACGCCCACAGGGUCAUGACUCAAAAAUAAUAAAGUCAAACGUCCAUUUCACAGCAUGUCUCAGAUGCC
Molecule: messenger RNA, 941 nt
Organism: Sardina pilchardus (European sardine)
Lineage: Eukaryota; Metazoa; Chordata; Actinopteri; Clupeiformes; Clupeidae
Product: phospholipase A2-like
Exons: 6
Coding region: 109-741 (210 amino acids)
Biological process (GO): phospholipid metabolic process; lipid catabolic process; arachidonate secretion
Molecular function (GO): phospholipid binding; calcium ion binding
Source: RefSeq, a predicted model, not a curated record